This is a messenger RNA of Besnoitia besnoiti, 858 nucleotides long. RefSeq lists its product as uncharacterized. NCBI's taxonomy places the organism in Eukaryota, Apicomplexa, Conoidasida, Eucoccidiorida, Sarcocystidae. The transcript has a single exon. The record is from RefSeq and is a predicted model, not a curated record. Bases 1 to 858 code for a protein of 285 amino acids.
AUGCGGACUUCCUCGGGAGGCCUCAGGCCCCGGUCUGCGGCGCCCGCUGGGCCUCGCGCCUCUUCCCCGUGUCCCGUCCGCCCGCCACGCCCUACUCCGCAUAACCUCCUGGAGAGCAGCGGCCACUCGUUUGGCGCGCAAAGCGAGCAGCCGGGUCGGCACAACCCCACGGCGCUUUUCGCCCUCGAGCUCCCCCGAGAAGUCUGGAGACUGCACCAGGAGCCGCGCAGCUCAGGGGACGACCCCCAGGCAGAGACGCGCCAAGAGGGUAUCUCUGGCCCGGCCGCUCUCCCCCACAUGGAGCGCCUAGUCCUUCACCACCGUGUCGAGUGCGAGGUGUCGGCUUAUAUUCGGGAACUCCUGGCCACGGAGCAGGGACGCCAGGCGCUGCGCGCCACGCUGCACCACGCGGUCGACAUGGGCCUCUUCGAUGUCUUGGGGGGGGCGGCGGACGCGCCAGGCGAAGGCAGGAGGCCUGGUAGACCGUGGGUGAGCGGCGUACACGUCUUAAGCGGAGAGGAGGCCAGGCGUGACGAGAGCGAGGCGCGAACGGGGGGUGUGUCGUUCGCGAAGGAGUCCGUCUGCGAUCCCUUCCUCCACGGGUUCCUGUCGCAGUGCGGGGCCGAGCAGCGGCAUGGAGAAGAAGAGGAGGAUCGUCCUCACUUGCUGCAGGAUCUGUGGAAGCAGUAUGUGCUGCCGUUGCAAGAAGAGCUUCCCCAGCGGACGAGGGGAAGUCGCGGCGAAAGCGCGGAAGUCGGCCUCGAAGGCCCCCACGUGUGCCGUCUGCGCAAAAACAGAAACAUCGUGUACGUUCCAUACACGCCCUACAAGCCGCAUGCGUCGCAGAGACGGCGCUGA